Messenger RNA from Melanotaenia boesemani (Boeseman's rainbowfish), 2957 nucleotides. It is a transcript of the gene hspa13, whose product is annotated as heat shock protein 70 family, member 13. The transcript has 5 exons. The record is from RefSeq and is a predicted model, not a curated record. The coding region runs from base 126 to 1454 and encodes 442 amino acids. Gene Ontology annotation, cellular component: plasma membrane; nucleus; cytosol. Gene Ontology annotation, molecular function: misfolded protein binding; heat shock protein binding; ATP-dependent protein folding chaperone. Lineage: Eukaryota; Metazoa; Chordata; Actinopteri; Atheriniformes; Melanotaeniidae. Gene Ontology annotation, biological process: protein refolding; cellular response to unfolded protein; vesicle-mediated transport.
CUGAAAAAAUUCUCAUUUCGCGUCAUCCUGCUGUCCAAAUUGGACAACGUUUAACAGAAACCUGAAUAAUUUCAAAGACAUUUUGUGACUUUCAAACGUCGGUGACUUCGUAAGAGUGUGUGACGAUGGCUGGAGAAAUGUCUAUGAUUGGUUCGGUAAUUCUGGCUCUUUUCCUGGCUGGAUAUCUGGGCCAGCAGUAUCUGCCGCCCCCCAAACCCAAAGUCAUCGGCUUGGACUUAGGUACCACCUUCUGCUCGGUCGGUGUCUUUCAUCCGGGCAGCGGAGAAGUAGAGGUGAUCGGAGAUGAAGAGGGCAGGAAGAGCAUCCCUAGCGCCGUCUCCUUCACUGCUACUGCGGUCCUGGCCGGACACGAGGCCGUGGAGUUGGCUGACAGCAACCCUCAAAACACAAUCUACGAUGCUAAGAGGUUUAUUGGAAAGAUAUUUGAGCCAGAAGUCCUGGAGCAGGAGAGCGUUAGAUACCCGUUCAAGGUCUCAAACAACAAUGGAAGUGCAGAGUUUGUGAUCUCUACCAACUACACCUUCAGUGUAAGUCCAGAGUUCAUCGGUUCCAGGCUGCUGCUGAAGAUGAAGAAGAUGGCUGAGGGUCAGCUGGGUGUAUCUAUCCAGAAGGCUGUCAUUUCGGUACCAGCAGAAUUUGAUGAAAGACAGAGGAACUACACUGUCAGAGCUGCUAACCUUGCAGGUUUGGAGAUCCUGCGUGUGAUCAACGAGCCCACAGCUGCAGCCCUUGCCUACGGCCUCCACAAGGUGGACGUGUUUAACGUGCUGGUGGUGGACCUCGGAGGAGGAACACUGGAUGUGUCUCUGCUCAACAAACAGGGAGGCAUGUUCCUCACCAGGGCGAUGGCAGGAAAUAACAAGUUGGGAGGUCAGGACUUCAGCCAGAGGUUGCUUCAGUACACCACAGAGCAAAUCCGGCAGGAGUUUGGUGUCGCACCCGACCUCAAGGAGGACAUCCACCGUCUCCGACAGGCAGUGGAAGCCGCAAAGCUCAACCUCACCCUCCACCCUACUGCCACUGUCCAGGUGCCUCUGCACCUUCACUUGCAUGACAGUCCUGAGUCCCCUGAAGGGCUCACUCCCUCUCCAGUUCUCUUCCAGGUUUUGAUCACUCGCGAGUUGUUUGAAGAGCUCAACGAGGACCUCUUCCAGAAGAUUCUGACCCCUGUAAAGACCGUGUUAACUGAGGGCCACUUAGAGAAAGAGGACGUGGAUGAGAUUGUUCUGGUCGGAGGGUCCACCAGGAUUCCGCGGAUCAGGAGGCUGAUCAGCGAAUACUUUGGGAAGGAGCCCAACACGUCAGUAGACCCUGACCUUGCUGUGGUUACAGGCGUGGCCAUUCAGGCUGGCAUCAUGGGCGGCUCCUGGCCGCUACAAGUGAGUGCGAUAGAAAUCCCCAACAGACACUUGCGCAAGACGAACUUCAGCUAAUCUCUAACCAGGAUAUUAAUUUAAAUACAAGCCAGCGAUUCCUGAGUGUCACGUCUGUAACACAAUCUAACAUCUGCUGUGGGGACAAAUGGACACCACAAAGCGCCAUCAACUAAACACUGACAACCUGAUGGCUGUGCGACUCGUGUUAUGCUUCCUCUUUGAUUGUGAAAGGUGGUAACAAGGAAAAAGUGUGUUGACACAACAUUCCUGUAACGCUGACUUAUAACGUCUGCAGCGCCACUUCACAUUUUUAGUGUGACAUGCUUUUGUUGCACAAAGUUACAGCAGAAUGAACAUAUUAGGAUCACGCGUGACCGAGCAGCAGUUUUGUCUCCUGCUCUGUCGUCAUAGAAACUAAUAUGGUGUUCAAUUCAGGGAACCGCUAUUUGACUAGCCAGUACAUCUUCAGUUAUUUGUUUUUUUUGGUGGGGAGGUUAUAGUUUGUGUGUUUGGGAGAAUUUCACACCUCCAUUACAGGCUGGCACUGUGUGCUUGUGCCUUUUCAAAAAGCUGCUAAUUUAUUUGAAAUGAACAGAGGCCUUUAUCCAGCUCUAUGUGAUGCUUUGCACCUGUCCAGUGGAAGUCACUGGGAUGUUGAUAGACCUCACUUUAAAUAUGUAAUGCCUGCAAUUUAUUUAAAACUUGUCUACAUAUAGACCAUUUCCUUCAUUAUUAAAGUGAUCUGUUGAGGUUCAGAGGAAAGAUGAAGGAGCUUUAAUGAUUAGUUAGAUCAUUAGCAUCAUGAGUAAAACCCUGGUUAAAUUAUUGGACUCUGAAGUUGAAAAACGCUUGCUCACUGUUGCACUUUCAGGACUUCCGUCUGGUGGCCAACUUUACUUCUUUUGUGCAAUUUGAGUGGAAAUGACUUGCAGACAUCAGAGUAUUGCGUAGUCGACCAGGCUGCUUUGCUGCUCUGUCAGUCAUACAGAAGGACCAAAGUGUUGCUCACCAGUGCCUUGUGUGUUUGAAAUUAACAAAUGUGUUAUAGUCACAUUCAGAAUGUGUAAUGGACAUUCAUGUGAGGAUAUUUAUCCCCCCCCGACUGGUUGUUGCACAUGCAGUUAAGAUGUUGAUCUGCAUCUCUGGUGCCGUAAGUGUGAGCCCAGAAUGCACCCACAGUCCUUUAAUGCACUUCAUGUUUUUGUACAGUUAUGCUUCUUAUUUAAAUUUGGGAUCAUAACAAAGAGCUGCGGUAAAGUUACUGUAAGGAUCAUUUCAGUGUGGAACUGCACUGUGAUGUUUUUGUACUGUAAGUCUUACACAUUUUCAGACUCUGGCCACUUUAAAUAAGGUUAUUCAACUCUUGCGUUCUGCUUUUCAGCCUAUUAAAAAAAAAUAUUUCUCAAAUUUUGUGUUGUCCCUUGUUUUUUUUCUUUUCAAAUUGCACCUUGUAACCCUCUAAUUUCUGCACAAUACACUUCAGACAGUUUUAUCAGGUGUUGAUAAAGUUAACUCAUUUCACUCACUUCACUCUGGGAUUCAGCGUGGGUACAGAAAGUU